Messenger RNA from Alexandromys fortis (reed vole), 4211 nucleotides. RefSeq names its product leukocyte immunoglobulin-like receptor subfamily B member 3. Gene Ontology annotation, cellular component: plasma membrane. The record is from RefSeq and is a predicted model, not a curated record. Gene Ontology annotation, molecular function: inhibitory MHC class I receptor activity. Bases 184 to 3696 code for a protein of 1170 amino acids. Gene Ontology annotation, biological process: cytokine-mediated signaling pathway. Lineage: Eukaryota; Metazoa; Chordata; Mammalia; Rodentia; Cricetidae. The transcript is spliced from 16 exons.
CCACAUGUUUUGGAGCCCCACCCUUCACAGCACUGGGAAAACAAAAUCAUUUGCCUAGAAAGAGCAGAUUCUUUUAUACAAGAGCUGCCUGUAUAAUAUAGUCAAGCUAAGGGGACACCAGACUGUGAAGACCAUAUACUUAGUGUCUGUUCAUUUGCAAACUUUUGGCAACUGGAUGAUGCUAUGACUUCCACCCUCACAGUUCUGCUUUGUCUUGGUCUGAGCCUGGGCCCCAGGAUCCCAGUGCUGGCAGGUGAGUAUUUUUCCAGCUGUCAUAGGGUGUUCAUCAUCAGUGGGUAUCAAAGGUACCCUCUGAAGAAAAGAUAUGUAGAAGAGCUGGUGUGGGAUGAUGCUGGUGUUGCCGGAAAGGUAUUGAAGAUGAGAGAUUGGUUUAAAGAUAGAUGUCCUCAGACCCAACUCCCAUUUUUGUUGUUGUUCUUUGUUUUUUUUUCCUUGUUUUGUUUUAUUUUUUUUUCAGGGGGACUCUCUAAACCCACACUCAGAGCUGUGCCAAGGAAUGUGGUAACCAUUGGGACUGAAGUAACUAUAAUUUGUGAAGGUCCCUCAAAUGCCCAAGAAUACCAUUUCUAUAAAGAAGGAUACCCAGAUUCUCAGGUACCAACAAGUCGUAAAGACACUGAGGAAAAGCACAAGAUCUUUAUCUCAUCAAUUGAAAGUCAUAAUGCAGGCCAAUAUUCCUGUUUCUAUAAAAGCCCAGCUGGCAUAUCAAAACCAAGUGAUACCCUGGAGCUAGUUGUGACAGGAGUCCACUCCAGCAAAGUCACCCUGAAUUCCCUGACCAGUCCUGUGGUGAUCUCUGGAGGGUAUGUGACCCUUCAGUGCUCCUCAAAAGAGAAAUAUGACAGUUUCAUUCUAAUGAAGGAAGAUCAGAAAUUCUCCAGGACCGUGCCCAUAUGGAACACAAUCAGUGGUGUUUUCCAGGCCCGGUUCCCAGUAGAUCAUGUGACUCCCAACCAGAGAUGGAGGUUCACAUGCUAUGGCUAUUACCAGAACAGCUCCCAUCUGUGGUCAGUGCCCAGUAACCACCUAGAACUCCUGGUCUCAGGGACCCUUCAGAAGCCCAUCCUGUGGGCUGAGCCAAGCUCUGUUAUCAACAUAGGGAAACCUAUGACUAUCUGGUGCAAAGGAACCACGAAAACCCAAGUAUACUUCCUGCAUAAAGUAGGAAGCCCAGCUCCCUGGGAAGGACAACCUUUUCAUAGGCCUGAUACCAAGGCCAUGUUCUCCAUCACAUCAGUGGAGAGGCAUCAUGCAGGGCAAUAUCACUGUUACUGUUACAACUCUGUUGGGUGGUCAGAGCACAGUGACACCCUAGAGCUGGUGGUGACAGGAGUCUACCUCAGCAAAGUCUUCUUGUCAGCCAACGACAGUCCUGUGGUGAAGUCACGAGAGUAUACGACACUUCAGUGCUCCUCACAAGAGAAAUAUUAUAGUUUCAUUCUAAUGGAGGAAGAUCAGAAAUUCUCCAGUACCAUGCCUUCACAGAAAACAAACACUGGUCUCUUCCAGGCCCUUUUCAGAGUGGGUCCUGUGACUUCCAACCAGAGAUGGAGGUUCACAUGCUAUGGCUAUUACCAGAACAGCUCCCAUCUGUGGUCAGUGCCCAGUAACCACCUAGAACUCCUGGUCUCAGGUCUCUACAAAAAACCCACCCUGAAUGCACUGCCAAACCCUGUUGUAACCUUAGGAUCAUCUGUGACUGCCUCAUGUAGCUCAAAUAAUAAUUAUAAUGGGUUCAUUUUAAUCAAGGAAAAGCAGUUCUUCAGCUUCAUCAUGAACUCACAGCAUGUAUAUACUGGGCAGUCUUCAGCCAGUUUCCAAGUGGGUCCUAUCACACUCAGCGAAAGAUGGAGCUUAAGAUGCUAUGGCUAUUAUUCAAGAAACCCUCAGAGAUUGUCAGAAGGGAGUGACAUCCUGGAGAUUCUAGUCUCUGGGACCCUCCAGAAACCCACGAUCAGGGCUGAGCCAGGCUCUAUGAUCACCUUACGGAAUCCGGUGACAAUAUGGUGUGAGGGAAACAUGGAAACCCAAAUAUGCUUCCUGCAUAAAGAAGGACGCCCGGCACCCCGGGGCAGAUUAACUGCACCAGUCACUAAUCGCAAAGCAAAUUUUUUCAUCUCAUCCAUGGCAGAAGAUGAUGCAGGGCGAUAUCGCUGUUAUUGUUACAACUCUGCUGGGUGGACUCAGCACAGUGACACCCUGGAGUUGGUGGUGACAGGUGUCCACCCCGAUAAACCUACUCUGUCAGUUUUUCCAAGUCCUGUGGUGACCUCAGGGGUGAAUGUAACCCUCCAAUGUGUCUCAUCAAAAGGAUAUGAUUAUUUCAUUGUGACUGGGGAAGAUCAGAAUUUCUCCAGGUCCCUCAAGGCACAGUAUAGACACACUGGACAAUACACAGCUCUGUUUCCUGAGAUCCCUGUGGCAUCCAGCAAGAGUCUGUCCUUUAGAUGUUAUGGAUACUAUACAAAUGCCCCACAAGUGUGGUCAGAGGCCAGUGACCAUUUGGAGAUCCAUGUCUCAGGGUUAUCCAAGAAGCCCUCCCUGCUGACCCAGCAAGGACCUGUCCUGGCCCCUGGAGAGGAUCUGACCCUCCAGUGUUUCUCAGACACGAGUUAUGACAGAUUUGCUCUGUCCAAGGAGGGUAGAAGUGACCUCCCACAGAUGUCUGCCCAUUUUACUCAGGUGGAAGGGUCUCAUGCCAACUUCACCUUAGGUUCUGUGAAUUUCUCCACUGGCGGCCGGUAUAGAUGCCAUGGUUCAUACAUCUCCUCUUCUGAGUGGUCAGCCCCAAGUGACCCCUUGGACAUCCUGAUCACAGUCUUCCUCUCUCUAGGACAAUUUCUUGUCACACCCAACCUCUCAGUGCAUCCAGGAACCACUGUGUCCUCAGGAGAGAAUGUGACCCUGCUGUGUCAGUCAUCAAUCCCAAUGGACAGUUUCUUUCUGUUCAAGAAGGGUGCAUCCCAUUCCUACAUGCAUCAACUAUCAAAGUACCAAGAUUCACAAUAUGAGGCAAAAUUCCCCAUGAGUGCUGAAAUCUCAGCCCUUGGGGGCAUCUAUACAUGCUUUGGUUCUAAUAACUCAUCCCCUUACCUGUUGUCGCACUCCAGUGUGCCUGUGGAGAUCAUAGUCUCAGGGCUGGCAAGAUAUUCGAAGAUUUUGAUUGGAGUUUCUGUGGGAUUCCUCCUUUUGCUCUUCCUUCUUGCCCUCUUCCUUCUACUCAGACUGAGACACCAGAACAAAUGCAGGAAUGGAAUCCAAACAGAGACCAACUUGCAACAUCCUGCAGAAGCUCCAGAGCCAGUGAUCAGGGACAAAAGCAUCCUGAUGAGCUCUAGGCCAACUGCUGGUAUCCAGGAAGAAAUCUUGUAUGCUGCUGUGAAGGGCACAGAGAUUACAGAGCGUGAGAAGCUGGCCAGUGUGAGCCAGCAUAAAGAAGAUCACCCCAAAGACUUAUAUGCCCAGGUUAAACCUUCCAGAUUCAGAAGGGCAGAGCCUAUCUCUCCUUCCCUCAUGCCAAAGGGAUUACUAGAAUCCAAGGACAGAAAUGCAAAAGAAGACCAAAUUGCUGCAGCCAAGGAGCCCGAUGAAGUGACCUAUGCCCAACUGCACAUCAUGACUCCUAGACAGAGGCAGCAGAAUGUCGCAUCUCUCAGGCAGAAAAGUUUAACUUGAGAGACUUCUCUGUUCUUUAAACAUUCAGGGAGAUCUAGUCUCUGUAUUCAAUGGAGGAAAGAGUACUCAGGGGUGUCAAAAAUUAUAUCUGCCUCAGGUGAACAGCAAUUUUGCAAAUGUAACUUGGGGAUUUUGGCAACUUUGGGGACUCACCUGAUUCUGAGACAGAGAUGAGAAAUGCCCCAAGCAUUUUAUAAAUAAGACAAAUACUUGGUCAAUACUCAAUAGAUAAAAUGAAAGACAAUAGGAGUGAAGGAAGUUUCUGGUUUUUUUCUGCUUUUAUUUGUUUUCUUUCUACUUUUGAGAUUAUAAUUGCAGCAAUUCUUCCUUACCUUUCCUCCAUACAGACAUUCCCAUAGACCCUUAUAGACUCUCUUUCAAAUUUAUGACCCUUUUUCAUUAAUCGCUAUUGUAUAUACAUGUAAAUAUGUAUACACAAAGUUCAAAAAUAUUUUCUCUGAAUAUAUACCUAUGGUCAAUUAUACCUCAAUAAAGCUGUAAAUUGAAUGAUGAAA